Molecule: messenger RNA, 448 nt
Organism: Capsicum annuum
Lineage: Eukaryota; Viridiplantae; Streptophyta; Magnoliopsida; Solanales; Solanaceae
Product: polcalcin Nic t 2
Exons: 1
Coding region: 128-388 (86 amino acids)
Molecular function (GO): calcium ion binding
Source: RefSeq, a predicted model, not a curated record
CCAAAUCAAGUCAUUUCUUGGAUCUAAGUGACUAAAUAUUAAACCAAACACAAAUUAGAAGAACAAACUUUGCCAUAUUAUAAUUGCCAUUAUAAAAAGAUUGGUAAAAAUUAAAAACUGUUGAGGAAUGGCAGAGGCUGAUGAUCCAAAAGAUAUAGCUGAUCGAGAACGAAUCUUCAAGCGUUUUGAUGGAGAUGGUGAUGGACAAAUCUCUGCGACAGAACUUGGAGAGACCUUGCAAGCGUUAGGUUCUAUUACUCCUGAAGAAGUUAAGUAUAUGAUGGAUGAAAUUGAUACUGAUAAAGAUGGUUUCAUUUCUUUUCAAGAGUUCACAGAUUUUGCCAGAGCCAAUAGAGGCUUGAUUAAGGAUGUUGCUAAAAUUUUCUAGUUCAUUUCUUCUUCCAAUAUAUCUCCCCAUUUUGAUAUGAAUUUAACUUUUAUACGCUGA